AUGCAAUCAAUCCGCUCUACAAUCCAACGAGUUCCUCGACAACUCAACCGCAUCACCAAGCCUACGAUCACAACCACUCGACGCUUUUCCAACGCACCAGCAACAAUGUCUCUCUUCCCACGAUUCACUCAGGAAUUCGCUCCUAUCUUCCGUCUCUUCGACGAGUACGAUAGGCAAGCCUUCCGCAACCUCGACCGCGAAUUCACCAACGUCCGGUCCUUCACUCCCAAGUUCGACGUGAAGGAAACCAAGGAGGGCUACGAACUCCACGGAGAACUCCCCGGUGUCGAGCAAAAGGACAUCAACAUCGAAUGGACCGACAACAACACCCUGACCAUCUCGGGCCGCCACGAGCACGUCCGCGAGGAAGGUCAACGCCCUCAGGGCUUCAUCGAGAACGGUGAAGCUUCCCAGCAGAAGAAGCUUCAGCCCAAGGUUGAGGACGACCCCAGCGAGUCCAACAAGGUCGCCAAGCAGUCCGAAAACAAGGACGUCUCCAAGCACGACGAGAACAAGGCCAAGUACUGGGUCAGCGAGCGCUCAGUCGGAGAAUUCCACCGCUCCUUCGCCUUCCCCGCUCGCGUCGACCAGGAAGCCGUCAAGGCUAGUCUCAAGAACGGUAUUUUGAGCAUCCUUGUUCCCAAGGCUCAGGCUCCUCAGCCCCGUAAGAUCAGCAUUGAGUAG
Messenger RNA from Alternaria arbusti, 684 nucleotides. RefSeq lists its product as uncharacterized. Bases 1 to 684 code for a protein of 227 amino acids. Gene Ontology annotation, biological process: response to hydrogen peroxide; protein complex oligomerization; response to heat. Lineage: Eukaryota; Fungi; Ascomycota; Dothideomycetes; Pleosporales; Pleosporaceae. The record is from RefSeq and is a predicted model, not a curated record. The transcript has a single exon.